AUGGAUGAUGAGAUCACUAAGAUUUGUGACAAAGGCCGGUUGGUGGCUAAAGAAGAGCAUUUUGAUCUUUACAUGUAUUCGUCACUAUUCAAAGCUCUCUACGAACGAGACAACGUCGAUAGAAUGCAGAUUUGUCAACGAGUCUCAGAUGUCUACUCUGAUCUCUACAGCCGAUGUUAUGUUCCGCAUGUUGCGAAACGGCAGCGAAAAAUCAGCGAGCGAUGUUCGGGUACGUCCACACCAUUGUUGAAAUUUCCGUCGAUGUUUCAACGAUUUUCACGCCACUGUGACAACUUUGCCGAAUUUGUCGGCAACUCGUCGGCGAUUUCCAACAUGGGUCUUGCACUGUCGGAAGAUGUUCUAUUUAUGAAUUUACUCAGCUCGAGUAUGGUUUCGAAUAUCCACUCGGAUUCAGAGCUGCCCUCUCUGGUACUGAAAACACGUCUUGUUCUUCAAAACUUUUCCGUAGCUGCGAUCAAACUUUGGAAACAAAUCGAGCAAGUUAGAAAGUAA
Messenger RNA from Cooperia oncophora, 513 nucleotides. NCBI's taxonomy places the organism in Eukaryota, Metazoa, Nematoda, Chromadorea, Rhabditida, Trichostrongylidae. The record is from the annotation of a GenBank genome assembly.